This is a messenger RNA of Dipodomys ordii (Ord's kangaroo rat), 3977 nucleotides long. It is a transcript of the gene Mprip, whose product is annotated as myosin phosphatase Rho interacting protein. Gene Ontology annotation, cellular component: actin cytoskeleton. Lineage: Eukaryota; Metazoa; Chordata; Mammalia; Rodentia; Heteromyidae. Gene Ontology annotation, biological process: actin filament organization. Bases 1 to 3312 code for a protein of 1103 amino acids. Gene Ontology annotation, molecular function: actin filament binding. The record is from RefSeq and is a predicted model, not a curated record. The transcript has 25 exons.
AUGGCAGAGCUAAUUAACAUGUACAGCCUGAUGGCCACUACUGCAACCCAAGAGUUGUUUGGCAUCACUGAGACUUCAGUGCCCUGGGCUGUGUCAGAGCAGUUCUGGGGGCUUCCACACCUCAUUCUGAAAGCCACCCGUCCUGAUGAAGCUGAGGGGCACCGGAUCACCUGGCCCAGCUCUGCAGUCAACGUGACACUGCAGUUCCCAGAUGCUGUUGAGCAAGCUGAGUCAGCAUCUCCAGCAUCAUCCCUACUCCAGAAGGAAAGUGUUUCACAGGCCACCAGCUCCACACUCCCUGACUGCUGCCUGCAGCUCCCUCCUUAUUCUCAGGCAGCUGCAGUAAUGUGGGCGUCCUUGCGGCAGGACCAGCCCACUCCCUGGCAACUGCAUCGUGAGCGAUGCUUGCAAAUUCAGGCAAAACCCAUUUAUGGUGGCUGGUUACUCCUGGCUCCAGAUGGGACUGAUUUUGACAACCCAGUGCACCGGUCUCGGAAAUGGCAGCGGCGGUUCUUCAUCCUUUAUGAGCACGGACUCUUACGCUAUGCCUUGGAUGAGAUGCCCACAACCCUCCCUCAGGGCACCAUCAACAUGAACCAGUGCACAGAUGUAGUGGAUGGGGAAGGCCGCACUGGACAGAAGUUUUCCCUCUGCAUCCUGACGCCUGAGAAAGAGCAUUUCAUCAGAGCAGAGACCAAGGAGAUCAUCAGUGGGUGGUUAGAGAUGCUUAUGGUCUAUCCCAGGACCAACAAACAGAACCAGAAGAAGAAACGGAAAGUGGAGCCACCCACCCCGCAGGAGCCAGGGCCUGCCAAGGUAGCUGUCACAAGCAGCAGCAGUAGCAGUAUCCCAAGUGCUGAGAAAGUCCCCACCACCAAAUCCACCCUGUGGCAGGAAGAAAUGAGGGCUAAGGACCAGCCCGAAGGAAGCAGCCUGAGCCCAACUCAAAGUCCUAGCCAGAGCCAGUCUCCUACUGCUAGCUCCCUGCGGGAAUCAGGGCUAGACAACAAAGAAGAGGACAGUGCCAUGAAUGGUGACCGUGUGGACUGUGGCCGCAAGGUGCGGGUGGAGAGCGGCUACUUCUCCCUGGAGAAGGCCAAGCAGGACCUGAAGGCAGAGGAGCAGCUGCCCUUGCCGCUCUCCCCGCCCAGCCCCAGCACCCCCAACAGCAGGAGGUCCCAGGUAAUUGAGAAAUUUGAGGCUUUAGACAUUGAGAAAGCAGAACACAUGGAGACCAAUGCAUCAGCCAUGCCCUCCCCAUCAAGUGAUACUCGCCAGGGCCGCAGUGAGAAGAGGACCUUCCCUAGGAAGCGGGACUUCACCAGCGAAGCCCCCACUGCUACUCUCUCAGAUGCCUCGGCUUCCCCCCUGUCUCCACACCGAAGAGCCAAGUCACUGGACAGGAGGUCCACGGAGUCCUCCAUGACGCCCGACCUGCUGAAUUUCAAGAAAGGCUGGCUAACCAAGCAGUAUGAGGAUGGGCAGUGGAAGAAGCACUGGUUUGUCCUGGCUGAUCAGAGCCUGAGAUACUACAGGGACUCCGUGGCUGAAGAGGUGAGUACAAAGGAGGGUGAGUUCACCUUGUCAGCCAUGACAUCAGGGAUCCGGCGGAACUGGAUCCAGACCAUCAUGAAGCAUGUACACCCAACCACAGCCCCAGAUGUGACCAGCUCAUUACCAGAGGAAAAGAACAAAAGCAGCUCAUCUUUUGAGACCUUUUCCAGGCCACAUGAGAAGCAAGAGGUAGACCCUGGACAGCUCGAUCCCGAACAGAAGAGAAGCCGUGCUCGAGAGCGAAGGCGGGAGGGCCGCUCUAAGACCUUUGACUGGGCUGAGUUCCGCCCCAUCCAGCAGGCUUUGGCACAAGAGAGGGCCAGUGCCACAAGGCCCUCUGAUUCCCGUGACCCUGGUCAUCCUGAAGCAGAAUCUGGAGAGUUGGAGCGGGAACGUGCUAGGCGACGGGAAGAGCGCCGCAAGCGCUUUGGGGUGCUGGACACAGUAGAUGGACCCAGCGCUGAGGACAUAGCUCUACGCAUGGACGUUGACCGGAGCCCAGGGCUUCCAGGAACUGAUCUCAAGACACAAAAUGUUCAUGUGGAGAUAGAGCAGCGAUGGCAUCAAGUGGAGACUACUCCUCUACGGGAAGAAAAGCAGGUGCCCAUUGCCCCCUUGCACCUGUCCUCAGAGGAUGGAAGUGACCGACUCUCCACACAUGAGCUUACUUCUCUGCUGGAAAAGGAGCUGGAGCAGAGUCAGAAGGAGGCUUCGGACCUUCUGGAGCAGAACCGACUCCUGCAAGACCAGCUGAGGGUGGCCCUGGGUCGAGAGCAGACAGCCCGGGAGGGCUAUGUGUUGCAGGCCACAUGCGAGCGAGGCUUUGCUGCCAUGGAGGAGACUCACCAAAAGAAGAUUGAAGACUUGCAGAGGCAGCACCAGCGGGAGCUGGAGAAGUUGAGAGAGGAGAAGGACCGCCUCCUAGCUGAGGAGACCGCGGCUACCAUCUCAGCCAUUGAAGCAAUGAAGAAUGCUCACCGGGAGGAGAUGGAGCGCGAAUUAGAGAAGAGCCAGCGGUCCCAAAUCAGCAGCAUCAACUCUGACAUUGAAGCCCUUAGGCGGCAGUACCUGGAAGAGCUGCAGUCAGUGCAGCGGGAGCUGGAAGUCCUCUCGGAGCAGUACUCACAGAAGUGCCUGGAGAAUGCACACCUGGCCCAAGCGCUGGAGGCCGAGCGGCAGGCCCUACGGCAGUGCCAGCGUGAAAACCAGGAGCUUAAUGCCCAUAACCAGGAGCUGAAUAACCGCCUGGCUGCGGAGAUCACAAGGUUGCGAACACUGCUGACCGGGGAUGGUGGUGGGGAGGCAGCUGGAUCACCCCUCACACAGGGCAAGGACGCCUACGAGUUAGAGGUCUUGUUGCGGGUCAAGGAAUCAGAAAUACAAUACCUGAAGCAGGAGAUCAGCUCUCUCAAGGACGAACUCCAAACGGCACUUCGGGACAAGAAGUACGCGAGUGACAAGUAUAAAGAUAUCUACACAGAGCUCAGCAUUGCCAAGGCCAAGGCUGACUGUGAUAUCAGCAGGCUGAAAGAGCAGCUAAAAGCAGCUACAGAAGCGCUGGGAGAGAAAUCCCCUGAGAGCACUGCUGUGUCGGGAUAUGACAUAAUGAAAUCUAAAAGCAACCCCGACUUCCUCAAGAAAGACAGAUCCUGUGUUACCCGGCAACUCAGAAACAUCAGGUCCAAGAGUCUGAAGGAAGGCCUGACGGUGCAGGAGCGUUUGAAGCUCUUUGAAUCCAGGGACUUGAAGAAAGACUAGCUGCGUCCUGGUCCACUCAACACGCACUCUUCCCAGCUGGCAGCGGCACAACCCGAGCGUGGCUUCUUGUCUGCACCUUUGUUUUUUAUUGUACUGUCAACGUUAGCUGUGGGUAUGGAUGCAUGAGAGACUGGUGUAUGGGUUGUCUGCACCAUUCCCUGCUGUGUUGGUUCUGACUUCCCGUUGUCUUUAUCACAGCUUUUUCCCAUGGUAUUCCAAAAGUAGUCAAGCUCAAGCAGUGGGGUGAGCAGCGCCCUCCCGCUGUCCCAGGGCACUCACUGUCAGUAUUAAGGCACAGCAGCCUGUUGAUAAGCUAGCCCUGCCUCUGAGCACAAGUGCAGGAAGCUGCCUGUGGCUCUGCUCUGCUGCACGAGCCUGAGCACUCACAGAUGGACACAACCCCGCUGGGCACAGCAGAGCCACCUGGCUGUCUUGGUUUGGCCUACGGUGGCUCGCCAGCCUGGUUGUUAGAGGAGGAGGAGGCCUGGGGUGGGGGUACAGCCUACAGGCAUUGCCUUUUUGGCCUGGGAGGAUAGCAUUUUGUAUUUGUUCCACUAAUGCAGCUUAGAACCACGCCCCAGAUAAUCCUGGCAAACCUUUCACAACCUGGAAAAUGUUGAAAGCAACCAUUCCUAUUUUUGUUUUUUAUUAAAUCUUGCACAAAA